Molecule: messenger RNA, 4249 nt
Organism: [Torrubiella] hemipterigena
Lineage: Eukaryota; Fungi; Ascomycota; Sordariomycetes; Hypocreales; Clavicipitaceae
Source: the annotation of a GenBank genome assembly
CCCACAGUUGCCAGACCCGCGCCAGCUGGCUGGUACACUACUCUCCGGUAUAAGGCAGCCUAGAGAGCUCUCCUUAACACCGUUGCAGCGACAUCGCGGCGCAGCGACUUUCAUCCUCGAUUUUCUUGGAGACUUUCUUCUCUUUUUUUGCGUCUUGCACUUGAGCUGCAGCGCAACAAGGCAGUACUUUAUUUAUUGUCCUCUAAUCAAGCACCACUGCUGAGGCCAUUUACCGAUCCUCAGCGCCGACAGCCGGUCUGCGCGACGUUUGCCACCCCUUGCGAAUGCGCCUGGAGCUCCGACGUGUCUAUCUCUCCAGCGCCGCUCCCGAACAACGGCAACCGCCUGUCCUCUCCUUACAUCACUUUCCUUAACGCUCCUUUUUCUCUUUUAUCGCUCUCUUUGAAUCGACAUCUCCGCGCAUUCAAGCAGAGUCGCCAGUGUCAGGACGCUCGCUCAAAAUAUACAACACAGCACUCUAGAUGCCGCGAAGACGCAGACCGCCAAGGGCCGGUGCCUUGGCUGAGCUCCAGCCGUUGCGAACCGCCGCGCAGAUAGCUACUCUCCAAGCCCUAUACUAUGUCGUCGCCAUCGUCCUCAUCGUCUUCACCACGCUUGUGGCCGGCCUGCCCCUCUCGUCGAACCUCCUGCUAGGCUGGGACGCUGUCCGCGGCGAUACUACCCAAGGGUGGUUAAUGGCGUUUAUUUGGAUAUUCAAUGGUGGUUUUUGCAUGGCGGUCGCUAUUGUUAUACUUAUCGCUCGAAGCAAGCUCGUUCCCGACUUCGCCCUGACAAUACACUUCCUGCAUCUCAUCAUCACGACGAUAUUUACAAAUUCGAUACCGACAAACUCCAUGUGGUGGUUCACCAUGCUUGCAUCAUCGAUGCUUGCAGUGUCCCUGGGAAUGUGGGGAUGCCAGUACCGCGAGCUACAGCCAGUCUUCUUUGGCGGCCGCAUCCUCAACUCAACCGGUGGCUCGGCCUCAAGGGGCCAGACUAGCGCGGAAGACGACGACCUUGAGGCGGCUGCUGGAGAGGAGGACGGCUUUGUGCGUGGCUCGGGUAAAGGAAAGGGCAAGGAUGGCCAAGGGACAUACGAAAUGGUCGAUAUGAAAGCCACUUCCUGAGUCCUUUGGCUGCGUGCUAUCGACUGGUAGACACAAAACUUUCUUGGGAUAGCGAAAUUUGCAUUACUUGGCGUUAGUUUUGGUUAGGACAUGUAUUAUAAUCACACCACGCACGAAAUGACUGACGAGUAGAUACUGGCUGUCAUUCUGGCGCAUUUAUAGAAAGCUCUACUGUAAUACCCCAGCCUGUGAACAAGCGAUAUUCUUGCUUCAUAAUAGAACAUCUAGAUGCUGUUUUUUUUAUUGACGUGCUUACUACUCAUACAUGGUUCUCUCCCUCAAAGCGAACCAACCGCCAUUUCCCGCUCAACCAACUCCAUAUAACCAUUGUAUAUAAUGAUAAAACUGCAAAAUAAUUAAAAUGUCAAAGUGAAUGACGUGUAGAUAUCAUGCCUCCAUAUUGGGUAUGGUUUGUUUAUGCACCUGCAACGACGGCCAGGUUGUCGUAAAUGGCCCUUCGCACAUCAUGCAGCGCGUUCUUGCGACCAACACCAGGCAGACCAACGCUCUCGACAUCGAUUCGGCCGUCGCCCGUCUUGCGGAUCGUAACUGCGCCGUCCACAACCAGGAUACCCUCGCCGCGGAAUUCUGCGGUGUGUCCUGCGGCCUGCAUUGCGCGUCGCAGGUCAGGAAGGCGGAGAUCGCCAACAUGCAGCGGCUGGACUACAGCUCGAGUAGCAGAGGCAAGGUGGCUCGGUACCACAUCCAACGUGGGCAUGGCGGUAGCCGCAGGGACCAGAGCGUUUUGUAGACUGGUUUGAGCAGUCUUUUGUCGCUUGUUAGGGCUUUGUUCAUUGUCAUCCUCGUCGGGCUUGACCUGCAUGGCGGCUGCGAGGAGCUGGCCUGAUAUCGUCACAAUGCCCAGACCACGGACGUUUUGCCAUUUGAGCUUCUUGACCAACGGGUCUGCAAGCUUGACGACCCAGGCGUUGGUGUCGACGCUAGCAUCAAUUACCACGCCAACAGCUGGUGUGAAGACGUCCGAUGCUGCGCGCUCUCCUUCGGUCGCGUUGCUGAGCAAUGCACGGCAGUCCUCGGCCAGCGCCAUAGUCUCGUCCUCAGUGCCGGACACGAGAAUGAGUUUGCGAGGUUGAAUCAGACGGAUAAGCAUGUUCAAACUGCGUGGGUCAUGCAGACCGCUAAAGUCCACGAAACCAAUCUGCAUCUGCGCAGCCACUGUCUCUGUAUGGUAGACGAGCUUGCUUGGGCCAACAGGUUCCGGGGCUUCCGAGUCCUCAACCAAAUCUAGUUCGUCCGGCUCGGCGCGCGAGAGCUCUUCGCCUUCGGAGGGCUCAGUUGAUGCAGCCCAGUUUGGCUGCUGCUUCUUAACGGCGCUGGUGGCUACUUCGUCCCAUUUCCGCUUCUUUCCAACGUCGGCAUCGUCGCCAACAGCUGUAAUUCCUUCUACCGGGUCGUCUUCCUUCUCCUCGGCUCUGAGGAAGUCUUCGGGUCGAAUCAGCUCACCAAAAUCGUCGGUACGCUUUCGGCGGACUGCCACGGGGAACGAUCUCUCACGCCCCUUGCGUCCACGAGAGUCAAAGUCAUAGACGCCUUUCUUCUUAAUCAAAAUGCUCACACCGAGGUCCUCAUCCUUGAGCACCACAUUCUUACGGGCUUGUCCUAGAGUUGCCGAGACGGUCAACGCUUUUCCUUGUUGUUGUCCAUCUUCGUCUUCAGAGUCGGAUGACGACUCUGAUGAAACAUCGUCGACAUCGCCUCCUGUCUCUAGCGUUGUUGUACCAGUUUGUUGUGUAGCCUGAAGUUGACGCUGAGUCGCUAACCACUGUUGAUACAUGUUAAGCUCAUCGCCGUCCAAGGGUUUCUUCUCUGCCUCUCGAACAACCAAAUCACGGCCACCAGCGCGGACCAGUUCGAUAGAAUCUCCCGAGGCCGUUUGUUGCGCGACCACGCCGUGUUUCUUUUCUUUCCACCAAUCCCAGAGGGUCCUCGCAAUAGAUGGCGCCUUCUCCUGAGAGACACCUGGACGGUCGGUGAGGAUAACGAGGUUCUUCUCAUUGGCUGCGAGGUUGCGGAUAAUAUCUUUCGAAAAUCCCCAUUCAACACUGGUGUCGCUGGCGAGAAUGACCCGGCCUCGGCUAGCAUCAAUAUCACCACUUAGCAGCUUUGUAAUCUGGGCUUUACGCUCCAGCAAGCGCAUAAACUUAAAAUCGAAUGGUCCUCCGUCCUUCUUAUCACUUGUGCCAUUUGUCUUGCGCUGGCCUUCUGCGUACGCUUCAAAUUCUUGAACAAUCGAGUCAUCCAUCCACUCGAGCAUACUUCUGGCAUAUCGCAUUGUGCUAGACAUGUUACGUCCAGCGAGAUACAGCUUGACCUCGUGCAGAGGCCCGUUGGCAGCUGCGUCGGUUCGCCAGGCAUGUUCCAGCAUGUACGAAAGCUCAAGCACUCGAGCGCUUGAAUCAAUAGGGAUAAGAACAGUACCUCCCCUUGCGACGCACUGUUUAAUCAUUUCCAGCAUAUGCUCGUCACGCUUGACCCUUCCACCCGCCAGAGCAUUCCUCUCAGAGCCAUGACUGCUACAAAUGAGCGCUGUAGGUUUCCGCAGUUGCUCAAUGACUUCUGUACCGCUUCCACCAGCGCCUCCUAGCCAAGCCGCACCUGCAAAAACAUUCUCUCGAGCCUGGUUCCAAUCCACUGCAUAAACGAUGGAUUCCAAGCCGUGUUGGAUAUGCCAGAUCGUACCGCCAAGUGUAUGGCCUGAGUUAUACGCCGUAACAGUUAAACCAUUAAGCGGCGGCGAAAAUGGCGAAGGAAGAGGUUGGAGGGGUUGUGAGUAUUUAAGCGGUUGUAUCAGAGAGAAGUAUCGUGCGAUAUCGUCAGGGCUAGGUGCUUGAAGAAGCAGGUUCUCUGCAGCAACAGCGGCCGGUGAAUUAGCGUACGCAUAUGCGGUUUCGGUUAUCGAUGCUUCGGAGAUUGUGGUAGCCGCAGCAGGAGACGAGGCGUAGAGAUCUUGCGUUAACGUCCUGCCAAAGUCGAUGACUGGGCGCGUAGCAUAGACGGGUAUUCUUGUAAAGAGGGGGAAGUUGUGACAGCAGUGUGCGUAGGCUGCCAAGUGUGAGGCGGUCGCAUGGGUAAGGAGGAUAAACGAAAGGGUCGGUACUUGU